This is a messenger RNA of Myripristis murdjan (pinecone soldierfish), 5769 nucleotides long. It is a transcript of the gene abcc3, whose product is annotated as ATP-binding cassette, sub-family C (CFTR/MRP), member 3. Bases 329 to 4984 code for a protein of 1551 amino acids. NCBI's taxonomy places the organism in Eukaryota, Metazoa, Chordata, Actinopteri, Holocentriformes, Holocentridae. Gene Ontology annotation, biological process: transmembrane transport. Gene Ontology annotation, molecular function: ATP hydrolysis activity; ATP binding; ABC-type transporter activity. The record is from RefSeq and is a predicted model, not a curated record. The transcript has 31 exons. Gene Ontology annotation, cellular component: membrane.
CUCCUCUUCUCAUACACAGAGCGGAAGGAGCGCCGCGUUUCCUGACGCACGGCACCGUCAACCAAGCCAAGUCAAGUCUACUCGGUGCGUCGGCGGAGGGACCCAGAAACUGAGGCGCCUCCGCAUCGUGUAGGCUAUACGUCUCUGUGUGUGUGGUGUGUGUGUGUGCAUGUGUAUGUCCGUGUGUCCGUGUGUGUGUGUGGCAUGUGAGCAGCGAGUGCUUUUCUUUUUCUACGGGAAGGACUAAGCAAGCUGGUCGGAAAGAAAGGGAGCGACCUGUAGAGGGGAUAAAGGACUUGCCGGCUGUCCCCGAUACCCAGCGACGGACAUGGAGCGGCUGUGCGGACCAAAGCUCCCCUUCUGGGUAGACAAUCAGACCUUCCACACAGAUCGGCCCGACCUCCCAGAGUGUUUUCAGCUCUCUGUCCUGUCAUGGCUGCCAUGCAUCUACCUGUGGGCUGUCUGCCCCAUCUACCUCUUCUAUCUCCAGAGAAACAACAGAGGCUACAUCAUGAUGUCCAUCGUGAACCGAUUCAAAACGGUGUUUGGCUUGGCGUUAUGGAUUGUGUGCUGGGCAGAUCUCUUCUACACAUUUCACGAGACGCAGCAAGGCCACAGUCAGCCGCCCAUCUUCUUUGUUACCCCGCUGGUGCUUGGCAUGACCAUGCUGUUGGCCACGUUUCUGAUCCAGUUCGAGAGGUUACGUGGGGUUCAGUCCUCGGGGGUCCUCUUCAUCUUCUGGUUCCUGUCUGUGUUGUGUGCCAUCGUGCCUUUCCGCUCCAAGAUCCUACAGGCCUCCAGCCAGAGCGAAGUCCCUGACAAGCUGCGUUUCACCACAUUCUACUUCUACUUCAGCCUGGUGGUCUGUGAGCUGAUUCUCUGCUGCUUCAAUGAGAAGCCUCCACUCUUCUCCAAUGUUGUCACAGACCCUAAUCCCUGCCCUGAAUCCACAGCAGGUUUUCUAUCCACCAUCACUUUCUGGUGGUUCACUAGUAUGGCCAUUAAAGGCUAUAAAGUGCCCCUGGAGGCCAAAGACCUCUGGUCCCUGAACCAGCGUGACAGAUCUGGGGUGGUGGUGCCCAAACUCCUCAAAGAGUGGGAGAAAGAGCAUGCCAAAGCCCAGAGUGAACAGAAUCUUUCCAGUCAGGCUGUGUACUCCAAGCCACUGCCAGCAACAACUAACCACAUAGGAGGUGGAGGAGGUGAAGGAGGGGGUGAAAGCAGCCCGGAGGAAGUGGAGGUGCUGCUGGCCAAACAGAAAGGAACUCCCCGGCAGCCAUCCUUCCUACGGGCCCUCAUCAAAGCUUUCGGACCCUACUUCCUAAUCGGCUCGGCCUACAAACUCCUGCAGGAUGUCAUCACCUUUGUCAACCCUCAGCUCCUCAGGAUGUUGAUUUCUUUUACCAAUCAGAAGGAUGUUCCUGAGUGGUGGGGCUUUGCGCUGGCCUUCCUCAUGUUCUUUACAGCCUUUCUGCAGACUCUUAUCCUCCACCAGCAUUUUCAAUACUGCUUUGUCACUGGCAUGAGGCUGAGGACAGCUAUUAUAGGAGCUAUCUACAGGAAGGCACUAGUGAUAACCAAUGCAGCCAAGCGUUCCUCAACAGUGGGAGAGAUUGUUAACUUGAUGUCUGUGGAUGCACAGAGGUUCAUGGACCUCACCACCUUCCUCAACAUGCUGUGGUCCGCACCUCUACAGAUUAUACUGGCACUGUACUUCCUCUGGCAGAACCUUGGCCCAUCUGUGCUGGCUGGCGUUGCUGUCAUGAUCCUGUUGAUCCCUUUUAAUGCUGUGAUUGCUAUGAAGACACGAGCCUACCAGGUUGAACAGAUGCAGUACAAGGAUUCUCGUAUCAAGCUGAUGAAUGAGAUCCUGAAUGGCAUCAAAGUGCUGAAGUUGUAUGCCUGGGAGAACUCCUUCAAAGACAAGGUGCUGGCUAUUCGGCAGAAGGAGCUCAACGUGUUGCGCAAGACGGCCUACCUAGGGGCGCUCUCCACCAUGGCCUGGACCAGUGCCCCUUUCUUGGUUGCCUUGACAACGUUUGCUGUGUAUGUGACUGUGGAUGAGAAUAACAUCCUGGAUGCAGAGAAGGCCUUUGUGUCGCUCUCACUGUUCAACAUCCUUAGGUUUCCUCUCAACAUGCUGCCACAAGUCAUCAGCAGUAUCGUACAGGCCAGCGUUUCCCUGAAACGAAUUCAAGAUUUCCUGAGUCAUGAUGAACUGGAUCCACAUUCAGUGGACAGAAAAAAUGCAGCCACAGAUUAUUCAGUGACAAUUGUCAAUGGAAAAUUCACCUGGGCAAAAGAAGACCCUCCUGCUCUGCACAAUAUUAAUGUAAUGGUGCCUCAGGGCUCCCUGCUGGCCGUGGUGGGCCACGUUGGCUGUGGGAAGUCCUCCCUGAUUUCCGCACUGCUGGGCGACAUGGAGAAACUAGAAGGAGAUGUUUCUGUUCGGGGCUCGGUGGCCUAUGUUCCUCAGCAGGCAUGGAUCCAGAAUGCCACUGUGAGGGACAACAUCCUGUUUGGGAAACCCUACAAUGAGCAGAAGUAUCGCUGUGUUCUCGAAGCCUGUGCCCUGACCCCUGACAUGCAAGUGCUACCUGGAGGAGAUAUGACCGAGAUAGGAGAGAAGGGCAUCAACCUCUCUGGUGGCCAGAGACAGAGAGUGAGCCUGGCCAGAGCUCUGUACAGUGAGGCUGAUAUCUACCUACUGGACGAUCCACUGUCCGCUGUGGAUGCCCAUGUGGCCAAACACAUCUUUGACAAUCUCAUCGGCCCAGAGGGGGCGCUAAAGGGCAAGACCCGUAUCCUGGUGACACAUGGUAUCAGCUUCCUGCCUCAGGUGGAUAACAUAGUGGUGAUGGUGGAGGGCAGGGUGUCGGAGAUGGGCUCCUACCAGCAGCUGCUCAAAGAGAACGGAGCCUUUGCUGAGUUUCUCAGGAACUAUGCUCUGGAGGACAUAGUCGAGGAGGAUGAGGCAACUGAUGACUUAAUAGAAGAGGAGGAAUUAUUUCCUGAUGAUGCACUCAGCAACCAUACGGACAUGGUAGACAAUGAGCCAGUGAUCAAUGAAGCAAAGAGAAAGUUUAUAAGGCAGAUCAGCAGCGUUUCAGCAGAUGGAGAGAACCUCAGGAACCGCUCGGUGAGGAAGCACGGCUGCAGCGUGAGGAAGCACCCAGAUCCUUCACCAGAGAAGAUGAAAAAGCAGCCUGGGAUGGAGAAACUCAUCCAGGCAGAAACUGCAGAGAGAGGCAGGGUGAAAAUGAAGGUGUACCUGGAGUAUGCAAAGGCUGUGGGACCCCUGCUGUCGGUGUUUAUUUGUUUCCUGUAUGGCUGCCAGAAUGCCGCAGCCAUCGGAGCAAACAUCUGGCUCAGCAAAUGGACCAAUGACGCCACUCGAAAUGAGACUCAGAAGAAUGUUCAUAUGAGGGUGGGGGUGUACGCAGCGCUGGGCAUUGCACAAGGUGUGCUGUUGUUGGCUAACUGCCUGCUGUGCCGGGCCUACAGUAUGCUGCGGGCGGCCAAGUAUAUGCACCGCAACAUGCUCCAGAGGGUCCUGCGGGCGCCGCAGGCCUUCUUCGAGAGCACCCCCACUGGGCGGGUCCUAAACCGCUUCAGCAAAGACGUGGACACUAUAGACUCCCACAUCCCAGACAAUAUUGACAUAUGGAUGCGCACUUUCUGGUACACACUGAAUGUGCUGCUCGUAUGCUCUGCCCUCACCCCAAUGUUCCUCAUAGUCAUAGCCCCGUUAAUGGUGUUCUAUUGGUGGGUUCAGAGAUUUUAUGUUGCCACGUCUCGGCAGCUAAAGCGUCUGGAGUCGGUCAGCCGCUCUCCCAUAUACUCCCAUUUCUCUGAGACCAUCACUGGCUGUAGUGUAAUCCGAGCCUAUAGCAGACACUCUGCCUUUGUUCUGAUGAGUGAUAUGAAAGUGGAUGAGAACCAAAAGAGUUACUACCCUGGUAUAGUGUCCAACAGGUGGCUCGGGGUGCGCAUCGAGUUCAUUGGCAACUGCAUCGUACUGUUUGCUGCUCUGUUCGCUGUGAUUGGGAAGGACAAGCUCAACCCUGGGCUGGUGGGCCUGUCAGUGUCCUACGCUCUACAGGUGACCAUGUCUCUGAACUGGAUGGUGCGCAUGACCUCAGAUCUGGAGAGCAACAUCGUAGCAGUGGAGAGGGUCAAGGAGUACUCUGAGACCAAGACAGAGGCCCCCUGGGAGGUGGAGGACAAGAAACCUUCCUCUGAUUGGCCAGUUGAGGGGAACGUGGAGUUCCGUGACUACAGCGUUAGAUACCGUGAGGGCCUGGACCUCGUCCUGAAGAACCUCACCCUGAGCGUCAAAGGAGGGGAGAAGAUUGGUAUUGUGGGACGCACCGGGGCUGGAAAGUCCUCCAUGACACUCUGCCUCUUCCGACUGCUGGAAGCUGCAGGGGGAGAGAUCACCAUUGACGAGGUCAAGAUAGCUGAUAUUGGCCUCCAUGACCUGAGGUCCAAGCUCACCAUCAUUCCACAGGAGCCGGUGCUGUUCUCAGGAACACUGAGGAUGAACCUUGACCCCUUUGAGAGGUACAGCGAUGAAGAAGUCUGGAAGGCUCUGGAGCAUUCUCACCUCCACAAGUUUGUCAGCAGCCAGUCCGCCAAACUGGAGCUGGAGUGCUCUGAGGGAGGAGAGAAUCUCAGUGUUGGCCAGAGGCAGCUGGUGUGUUUGGCGCGAGCUCUGCUGAGGAAGACGAGGAUCCUCAUCCUGGAUGAAGCUACAGCUGCUAUCGACCUGGAAACAGAUGAUCUCAUCCAGUCCACUAUAAGGACUCAGUUUGAAGACUGCACCGUCUUCACCAUCGCACACAGACUCAACACCAUCAUGGACUACACAAGAGUUCUGGUGUUGGACAAGGGACAGAUUGCUGAAUUUGAUACGCCGGCAAACCUUAUAACAAAGAGAGGAAUAUUCUACAACAUGGCUAAAGAUGCAGGACUGGCACAAUAGCAUCGCCUCUUUGCCCCAAUGUUACGAAAUAAACCAGGGUUUAGGAUCAGCUCAUUUCAACACAGUCUAACAAGCACUGGAACUGGAGAGUAACAUUUAUGUGCACUUAGUACCUUUCAGUUGUAAAAACAGAUUCAGGGCACUUUCUGACUGUUUUGAACUAGGGCUGAGCCAAGACUGAACUCUUAAGUGGACUUGUAUCAAAUAGCAGUUGCAAACAAUUCUUAGUGCUGGUGUUGAGCCACAUCAGGACAGUUUAGAUAAUCAACUCCUCAAUCACAGAAAAGUAUACCUUUUUUUGAUGUUUGCAUACUUUCCUGUGAUCGUCUCAAGUUGCUGGCACUGCGUGUGUUCUGUGCGGCAAACACCAUCCAUCUGGCAUCUGAAAAGGAUAAAAUAAGCCAUAACAUGCGUUUGCAAAUCCUAGUUGACCCAAGUCUGCUCUUUAGUGCCUUGUGGCAGCGGGAGGAAGAGAGCCAAUGAAUGUAUCAUUAAAGUUAAAAAAAACAGGAGGAACUUUUUUAUUUUGCUACUUUUUUCUACAAGAAAUACUGUGCCACUGUACUUUCCUCAAAAGAAAAAACAGAAACUUUUGCGAUAAACCCACCUAUUUUUGUACUGUAUCAUUAUUUAAGCUACUUUUUAAAAGAGUUCUCUCAUCUAGGGAAGUUUGCUCAGCUAAAUGUAUGAUUCCUUUGUGAACCAAAUCUGUAAAAACUUGAAUUCUGUACCACCAAAAUAUGGAAUAUGGUAAUGCCUUUAUUAAAAAACAAUACAGAAUAUUG